This is a messenger RNA of Rotaria sp. Silwood2, 1713 nucleotides long. NCBI's taxonomy places the organism in Eukaryota, Metazoa, Rotifera, Eurotatoria, Philodinida, Philodinidae. The record is from the annotation of a GenBank genome assembly.
AUGUCCAUCAAGAUGAAAUUUGAAUUAUUACCAAACGAAAUAUUCGUUGAAUGUUUUCAGUAUCUCAAUGCACCAGAUAUAUUCAAUUCAUUUGAUCGAUUAAAUUAUCAUUUUCAUACACUUAUUCGCAAUAGUCCAUUACAUCUUAAUUUUCAACAAUUUAAAAAAUCUUUAUUUAAUGAAUUUUGUCAAACAAUAUUAACAAAUCCAGAAAUUAAACAAAAUAUAAUUUCUUUACAAUUAUCAAAUGAAAGUACAUGUGGACAAAUUCAAUCAUUUCUCUCAUUAAUUUCAUUAAAUGAAUUUAUUCAUCUUCGAUCAUUAUCAUUAAUUGAUAUAAAUGACGAGAAUGACGAACAAUUAUUAUCGAUGUUAUCAUUGUUAUCCAAUUUAGACUGUUUUUCUUGUACUUGUUCGGAGUAUAAAACUUUAAAAAUAAUUUCUGUCUUAACAAAAUCAAAAAUACGAAUGUUAACAGUACCACAAUUCAAUUUUAACUCAACAUCUGUUUAUAAAACAAUGUCAAUUACAUCAUUAACAAUUUCUAAUUGUGAUUUAUCUGAUUUAUGUCAAUUAUUUAAAUAUACACCGAUGUUAAAAUAUUUGAAAUGUGAACAUUUCUAUAAUAGUCAGAUUACGGAUGAUGAAUUAAAUUUUACUAAUACAAAUAUUGUUUAUUUACAAAAAUUAAUUAUAGAUUCUUCUUCAGCUAAAUUUCAAGUUCUUGAACUUUUAUUAAAACGUAUAUCGAAUUUGAAAAUCUUUUCAAUAUUUGCACCAAAUGUAUUAGAGUUGAUUGAUGCUAAUCGAUGGCAACAUCUUAUUGAAUCUUCACUACCAUAUUUACAUACAUUUAACUUCAAUUUUGGUUAUUACGCUCAUCAUUCUUACAAUGAAAAAUUGAUUAAAUUUCAACAAUUUCAAACUGAUUUCUGGCAUAAACAACAUCAUUGGUAUACAAAUUAUGAAAUUGAAGGAUUUACAGCUUUAAUUUAUACAUUGCCAUAUGUCUGGAAUGAAUAUACAUUAACAUCUACUAUGAAUAGAUACAAUGAUUCUUUGAUAAGUUAUUCCAAUGAAUUUGAUAAUGUUAAGAAUUUAUUUUUAUGCACAAAAGCAAUUAAAAAUAAUUCACCAUGUUUUUUUAGAAAUAUACAAUCAUUAAUAUUAAUAAAUGAAUGUGAUUUUUAUGGUGUGGUGGAUAAAUACAAAUUACAAGUAAAACAAAUAGAAUAUCUUAAUAUGAUUGUCAAUGUAUCAAGUAUCAAACAUUUAAAAAUUGCUGGAGAAUGUUAUGUCACAUCAUCAAUAUUAUUAGAAAUACUAAAAAAUAUUCCAAAUAUAUCAUCAUUAACAACUGAUAAACAGAUUUUAAUAACAUUUCUUGAUAAUCAACAAUUAUGCGAAUAUUUAAACAUGAAGAUUAAACGAUUAGAUAUUUCUAUUGAUUGGAGUGAUAGCUAUAUUCAAUCUAAUAAAAUAGAUUUUUUUUGUAAAAUAUUUUCAAAUCUUGAACAACUUCAAUGUUAUAUUGAAAAUCUUGAUGAUUUAUUAUUAAUAUUAACAAAAUGUUCAAAAUUAUCAAUGAUAAAGAUCUUAAAAAUUAAUAAACAAAUAUAUACAUGGAUUCAAAACAAUGCACCGAUAUUAAAUGUUUAUAUUGAUUUUACAUUAGAUGAUUAUGAAUCCGAUGAUGAUAUGGAAAAUAUUUGA